Micromonas pusilla CCMP1545 is the source of this 1701-nucleotide messenger RNA. RefSeq lists its product as uncharacterized. The record is from RefSeq and is a predicted model, not a curated record. The coding region runs from base 1 to 1701 and encodes 566 amino acids. Lineage: Eukaryota; Viridiplantae; Chlorophyta; Mamiellophyceae; Mamiellales; Mamiellaceae. The transcript is spliced from 2 exons.
AUGGCGCGCGGGGGGAGGACGCGGCCGCGGGGUCCCGCGGCCGCGGCGCUGCUCCUCGCGCUCCUCGCGGCGUCGUCGCUCGCCGUCGUCGCGGCGCCGGCGCCGACGCCGCCGCGACGCGCGGGCGGGGGAUGGACGCCGUUCGCGGGCGCGGGGACCGCGAAGAAGCUGAUCGACGACGACGACGCGUCGGUCGACGACGACGACGCGCGCGUCGCGACGCCACCGAAGGCGACGACGACGAUGACGGCGCGCGACGAGGUGGGCACAGGUAGAUUAGGAAACAGCGACGGCGAGAUCGCGGAGGCGUUCCGCGCGCGCGACGGCGGCGCGACGAGGGAGGAGACGCGGACGCGGACGCGGACGCGGACGCGGACGCGCGACGACGACGACGACGACCGUCCGUUCUGCGCGCGUUGCGACGGGUGCGUCGUGAACUGGACCGCGGCGUCGCUCGCGGCGGAGAGCGACGUCGACUGCCGCGGGCACGCGCCGUGCGGGUCGUGCGACCUCGACCUCGCGCGCAUCAACCAGAAGGUCAGCCUGGCGAGCUCCGCGAACGCGGCCGUGCCGAGGGACGAGGGCGCGUCCGCGGCGUCGGUGUUGCGCGCGGCGAACUAUUCAACCGACGCCGACGCGAAGCCGUUCGUGAAGUUCGUCUGCAUCCCCGGUCUCCCGAGGCACGGCACGGAGUGCGCGCGCGGCGAGCCGUGGGAACCGGAGGACCGCCUGGUGAACAACACGCUGUCGCUGCAGCGUCUGUCCGACUUUUGCGGGCUGGAGUCGGUCUCGACGCGGUCGUGGGUUGCGCGCGUGCGAGGCGUCGCGCCGGCGGGGAUGCCGUUGGACCCGCGGAGCGCGCACCCGGACCCGGUGCCGAUCGAUCAGCGGGGGAUCUUCAGCUCGCCCGCGCCCGGGGUGGCGCUGAGCGCGCUGUGCGACCUCGAGGAGGGAGGCGGAGGCGGAGGCGGAGGCGCCGCGGCGGAGAUGCUGCGCGAGAUUCCGAGCCACGCGGUCGCGGAGGCGGCGCUGUUCGACUUUGUGUUUUGCGCGGGCGACCGGCACACGCAGAACGUCUACGUCGACGCGUUCGGGCGGCUGACGCUCAUCGACAACGACGGCUUGCUCGGGCAGCAGGUGUGGGACCCGAGCCUCGGUCGUCCCGUCGUGGACGGGCGGCUGUGCGCGGUGUCGUCGCUGUUCCUCCCGGGGACGUUGGAGUCGUGGCGGCUGCGGCGGUCGACGCGCUGCGGCGGCGCGUUGUCGACGUUGGAUUACCGCUGCCACGUCGGCGCGUCCGGCGAGACGCGACUGAAGCCGAAGCUGAGGCGGUGCCUCGCGCACUUCGCGGCGAGCUCUCCCGACGCGUUGGUCGCCGAGUUUGGGCUCGCGGAGAUGGACUUCGCCAGGACGCUCGCGACGCGCGCGAGGGAUCUUCUCGAGGUUGGCUUGCCCGCCGCGCUGCACCGCGCGAUGAAAAAAGAGCGAGAGAUUUCCGUCUCGCACGCGGAGGCGCUGCCGACGAACUUGACGUGGGACGAGCUCGAGGCGCUCGGGGACGAGAGCGCGAAGAAGGAGAUGAUGGCGUGGAGGGAGAGCACGUGGAGACCGACGGAAGCGCCGGUGUGCCGGGGGUUGACGCCGAAGUGGGACGACGCGCCGUUCGAUUACCGAGUGGACGACGCCCAGAGUUUAGACUAG